AUGGACAAAGUUACCAAUGUCCGUAACAUGUCCGUCAUUGCUCACGUCGAUCACGGCAAGUCUACUUUGACCGAUUCCUUGGUGUCCAAGGCCGGUAUUAUCUCUGCUGGUCGUGCUGGUGAAACUCGUUUCAUGGAUACCCGUAAGGAUGAACAAGAGCGUGGUAUUACCAUCAAGUCCACUGCUAUCUCCAUGUAUUUCCCUCUCGCCGACCCCAAGGAUGUUGAGGAAAUCAAGGGCCAAAAGGUCGAUGGCCACGAAUUCUUGAUCAACUUGAUUGAUUCUCCUGGUCACGUUGAUUUCUCUUCUGAAGUCACUGCUGCCCUUCGUGUCACUGAUGGUGCUCUUGUCGUCGUCGAUUGUAUUGAAGGUGUCUGUGUGCAAACUGAAACUGUGUUGCGUCAAGCCCUUGGUGAGCGUAUCAAGCCCGUCAUCGUCAUCAACAAGAUCGAUCGUGCUUUGCUCGAAUUGCAAUUGGAGAAGGAAGAACUUUACAACGCUUUCUCUCGUACCAUUGAAUCCGUCAACGUCAUCAUUGCCACUUACUUUGAUGAAGCUCUUGGUGAUGUGCAAGUCUAUCCUGAGAAGGGUACCGUUGCUUUCGCCUCCGGUCUCCACGGUUGGGGUUUCACUCUUCGUCAAUUCGCUGUCCGUUACUCCAAGAAGUUCGGUGUUGACAAGGAAAAGAUGAUGCAACGUCUUUGGGGUGAGAGCUACUUCAACCCUAAGACCAAGAAGUGGACCAACAAGGGCACUGAUGCUGAUGGCAAGCAAUUGGACCGUGCUUUCAACAUGUUCGUUUUGGACCCCAUCUACAGAAUCUUUGAUUCUAUCAUGAACUUCAAGAAGGACCAAACCGCCACCCUUUUGGAGAAGCUCGAGAUCAAGCUUACCAAUGAAGAAAAGGAUCUUGAAGGCAAGCAACUUCUUAAGGUUGUUAUGCGCAAGUUCUUGCCUGCUGGUGAUGCUCUUUUGGAAAUGAUCUGUAUCCACUUGCCUUCCCCCGUCACUGCCCAAAAGUACCGUGUUGUCAACUUGUACGAAGGUCCUACUGAUGACGAGUGCGCUGUUGGUAUCCGUGAUUGUGACCCCAACGGUCCUCUUAUGAUGUACGUCUCCAAGAUGGUUCCUACCUCCGAUAAGGGUCGUUUCUACGCUUUCGGUCGUGUCUUCUCUGGUACCAUCCGUGCUGGUCUUAAGGUCCGUAUCCAAGGUCCUAACUACGUCCCUGGUCAAAAGAACGAUUUGGCUAUCAAGUCCAUUCAACGUACCGUUCUUAUGAUGGGCCGUAACACUGAAGCCAUUGAUGACUGCCCUGCUGGUAACAUUAUUGGUCUUGUUGGUGUUGAUCAAUUCCUGGUCAAGUCUGGUACCAUCACCACCUCCGAGUCUGCUCACAACAUGAAGGUCAUGAAGUUCUCUGUUUCUCCUGUUGUGCAAGUUGCCGUUGAUGUCAAGAACGCCAACGAUUUGCCCAAGCUUGUUGAAGGUCUUAAGCGUCUUGCCAAGUCCGAUCCUUGUGUCUUGACCUACACCUCCGACUCUGGUGAACACAUUGUUGCUGGUGCUGGUGAACUUCACUUGGAAAUUAUCUUGAAGGAUCUUGAAGAGGAUCACGCUCAAGUCCCUAUUCGCACUGGUGACCCCGUUGUCCAAUAUCGUGAGACCGUCACUGCUGAGUCUUCCAUGGAUUGUUUGUCCAAGUCUCCCAACAAGCACAACCGUAUCUACAUGCGUGCUGCACCUUUGGAUGAUGAGCUUGCUAACGAGAUCGAAGCUGGCAAGAUUGGUCCUAAGGAUGAUUUCAAGGCUCGUGCUCGUAUCCUUGCUGAUAAGUAUGAGUGGGAUGUUACUGAGGCCCGUAAGAUUUGGUGUUUCGGUCCCGAUGCCACUGGUCCCAACCUUGUUGUUGAUGUCACCAAGGCUGUUCAAUACUUGAACGAAAUCAAGGAUUCUUGUGUUGCUGCUUUCCAAUGGGCUACCAAGGAAGGUCCUCUUGCCGAAGAAAACUUGCGUGGUACCCGCUUCAACAUUCUUGAUGUCACUCUUCACGCUGAUGCUAUCCAUCGUGGUGGUGGUCAAAUCAUUCCUACCUUCCGCCGUGUUGUGUAUGCUUCCAUGCUCACUGCUCAACCUGGUAUCCAAGAGCCCAUGUACCUUGUCGAAAUCCAAGUUCCCGAAAGCGCCAUUGGUGGUAUCUACUCUGUUCUCAACCGUCGCCGUGGUGUUGUCUUCUCUGAGGAACAACGUCCUGGUACUCCUAUGAUGACCGUCAAGGCUCACAUGCCCGUCAACGAAUCUUUCGGCUUCACUGCUGAUCUUCGUGCUGCCACCGCUGGUCAAGCUUUCCCUCAAGCUGUCUUUGACCACUGGUCUGCUAUGAGCGGUGAUCCUUUGACCCCUGGUAACAAGGUCUACGACAUCAUCCGUGCCGUCCGUAAGAGAAAGGGUCUUGUUGAGGACAUUCCUGGUCUUGACAAGUACUACGACAAGUUGUAA
Lichtheimia ornata is the source of this 2499-nucleotide messenger RNA. Its product is annotated as elongation factor 2. The record is from RefSeq and is a predicted model, not a curated record. The transcript is spliced from 4 exons. Gene Ontology annotation, biological process: translational elongation. Bases 1 to 2499 code for a protein of 832 amino acids. Gene Ontology annotation, cellular component: cytosol; ribonucleoprotein complex. NCBI's taxonomy places the organism in Eukaryota, Fungi, Mucoromycota, Mucoromycetes, Mucorales, Lichtheimiaceae. Gene Ontology annotation, molecular function: GTPase activity; GTP binding; translation elongation factor activity.